Molecule: messenger RNA, 660 nt
Organism: Lodderomyces pseudojiufengensis
Lineage: Eukaryota; Fungi; Ascomycota; Pichiomycetes; Serinales; Debaryomycetaceae
Product: S-adenosylmethionine-dependent methyltransferase
Exons: 1
Coding region: 1-660 (219 amino acids)
Biological process (GO): methylation
Cellular component (GO): eRF1 methyltransferase complex
Molecular function (GO): protein methyltransferase activity; S-adenosylmethionine-dependent methyltransferase activity; nucleic acid binding
Source: RefSeq, a predicted model, not a curated record
AUGCUACCAACGCCAAUUGUCAAAGAUCUAGACUUUGAUAAAGUAUAUGAACCUUCAGAAGAUUCAUUUUAUUUAUUAGAUUGUUUUGAAAUUGAGAAAGAUUUUCUUGUGAAGAAAUUCACAAAUCAAGUACCAAUUAUAACUGAGAUUGGAACAGGUUCAGGUAUCAUUACAACUUUCCUAAUACAAAAUAUUCUACAAGAUGCAAUCUAUAUAACUACAGAUAUAAAUCCCACAGCAUGUGUUUCAGCAAAAGCAACUUUGUUACAUAAUUGUAAAAAGAAAGCUCAUCUAGUGGAUUCAACUCAAAUGGAUUUAACCUCAUCCAUAAGGAAUAAAACUAUUGAUGUAUUAGUUUUUAAUCCACCAUAUGUUCCUGCAUCCGAAGUUCCAAAUUUACCAACUAAUGAUACAGAUAAUAAAUGGUUGGAUUUGGCUCUUCUAGGAGGUGAAGAUGGAAUGAUUAUAACAUGGAAAGUUUUAAAUAAUUUGGAAAACAUCUUAAGUGAUGAAGGUGUUGCAUAUAUCUUGUUCUGUGCUAGAAACAAGCCUGUUCAAGUAGCUGAAAUAAUGAGACAAAAAGGAUGGGAAGUAACGACGAUAAUCAAUAAGAAAGCUGGUUGGGAAGUACUAAGUAUACUACGAUUUAAUAAGCAUUAG